UUUGAAUGCUGGAGGGCGGGCCCGUGCGUUCUGAGAGGGAAAUUCGUCGGUGAGGUCGAGGACUAAUUCACCGACACGCCGCUCAUCGCACGCUUAUAAACCCGACUACCGACGAGCUGCUGCAGCCAUCUGUUAGAAACCCACCCGAUACCAGCACUAACUAGAUACCACGACAUGUCUCACAAGCAGAUUUAUUACUCGGACAAAUAUGACGAUGAAAAAUUCGAGUACAGACACGUCAUGCUGCCCAAAGACAUCGCCAAACGGGUCCCGAAGACGCAUCUGAUGUCCGAGACGGAGUGGCGGAAUCUGGGCGUUCAGCAGAGCCAAGGAUGGGUACAUUAUAUGAUCCAUCAGCCAGAACCUCACAUUUUGCUGUUUCGUCGGCCUCUACCCACACCGAAAUCCCAGUGACAGAAUGCAGGAGGCUCCUUAAACAGUACACUGUCAGAAGAGAAGAGACACCAGAUAACACGUGGUGUCGGUUCUGUUUCUGUUCCUUUCAGGUGGAACAGGGACUGUAUUCUGUUGAUCAGGACUUCCCAUCUCAAAAUUCUUAAACAAAUUCUUCUGUCAUUUUUGCAUAUAAAGCAUUUUCAGCAGUGGCACGGCACAGAAAGUUUGUGUCUUAAAAACAGAUUAUAGAAUCUAAAAAGAUUAUAGCACGUCACCUAAAGAAAACAAUGUCAGUCAUAAAAUCUAUUUUGCAGAACAGUCAGCGUCCUUUAGUUUUGCAGUGCCUUUUCUUAUUGCAGCUGGUUAAUUCAAGCGUAACAGGAUGAACAUUUAAUCACUUUUCUGGCCUCUGUCUUUUUUCCAUUUUCAUCCACACAUCUUACACAUCUGUAUCUGUCAAUUUACUUGUGCCGUUACAAAACUUUAUGUACUAUUUUUACUGUGAACAUUACUCACCUGCUCAAUAUUUAUAUCUUUUUUUUUUUUUUUUUUAAUAAACAUUUUGAAGUAUAUUCUGUUGGAUGUAUAUUUGUGGAGGACUCAACAUUCCACUGUAAUCUUGGUCAGCCCUUCAAAACGUACCCCUCUCCAGCACUGUGUUGCUUUGUGGUACAUGUUAUGUUGACCUAUAUUCCAGUUAGCAGUUGUGCUGGAUGUGCCUAAGGGUGUCACCAAUUUACAUAAUUUUAAAAUGUAUAAAAAGCCAAAUUUUUCAUCAGCAGUGCCCAAAAGUUAUUGCAGUGUUUGUGGUGGGUCAAGAGCUGAAAAGAUAAACCAUUGGACAAGGUAGGUAGGUUUCUAAGUGUUUCCAAAUGUUUUUUGAUUUUUACAAAUCAAAAUAAGUGAGUUAUGUAUAGUACUAAAUGGUCAUAUGCAAAAGUUUGUGCACCCCUGGUCAAGUGACGUUUUGUUGAAUAUCUAAGUUAACACACUUUUGCAUGUUUUAAUGCACAAUUAUUUAUUUGCUAAAUUUAACAUUGGAAAACGUUAAACGCGAUGUGGCCUGUUUAAAGUUCUGCCAUAGAUCACUAUCAGGUUUUUUUUUUAUGUGCCGUAUGUGUUCAACUCUGCCAAUAAAUAAGUCCACU
Pygocentrus nattereri (red-bellied piranha) is the source of this 1544-nucleotide messenger RNA. RefSeq names its product CDC28 protein kinase regulatory subunit 1B (gene cks1b). Lineage: Eukaryota; Metazoa; Chordata; Actinopteri; Characiformes; Serrasalmidae. The record is from RefSeq and is a predicted model, not a curated record. The transcript is spliced from 4 exons. Gene Ontology annotation, molecular function: ubiquitin binding; protein kinase binding; cyclin-dependent protein serine/threonine kinase activator activity. The coding region runs from base 175 to 414 and encodes 79 amino acids. Gene Ontology annotation, cellular component: SCF ubiquitin ligase complex; cyclin-dependent protein kinase holoenzyme complex. Gene Ontology annotation, biological process: regulation of mitotic cell cycle.